This is a messenger RNA of Vigna angularis (adzuki bean), 2981 nucleotides long. RefSeq names its product granule-bound starch synthase 2, chloroplastic/amyloplastic. Gene Ontology annotation, molecular function: alpha-1,4-glucan glucosyltransferase (UDP-glucose donor) activity. The record is from RefSeq and is a predicted model, not a curated record. The transcript has 9 exons. Bases 162 to 2558 code for a protein of 798 amino acids. NCBI's taxonomy places the organism in Eukaryota, Viridiplantae, Streptophyta, Magnoliopsida, Fabales, Fabaceae.
CGACACCUAUGUCAAACCACGAUGAUCAUCAUCAACUGCUUCGAAAAAUUUCACCUUUAAAAUUCUCUGUCCUCGUCACUCAAACUACACCAUCAAUGGGACCCUUUCAGGUCACUAAUUUGCGGUCAUCCUAAGCUCUGCUCCAGACAAACCAUCACUGCAUGCUUUAUUCUUCUUCUCCAUUUUCAGUUCUGAUUUUCGCCACAGCACUUGUUCCUCUGUAUCCACUGGCGAUGGCAUCGAUGGGUUCUGCACCCUUUCUCGUGGAAGCCAAUGCGGACUACACUUUGAUGAUGAGGAUGUUUCACGGCAGGAGUCUCAAGCUUUCUUCGCCGAAGUUUGGCUCUGUGAGUGGUUCAUCGUUUGGACAUUCGGGGGCAAGAGGGCGGGGGCGUGGAAGAGUGAACCAUUUGUGUAGUAGGGGUUUGCUGUGUUUGGUGGAGAAUAAUAAGCGAAUAAGAGCUUUGGGGAAUGAUUCCGGGAUGAGUGAAGAGCCAGAGAAGACGCUUCAGGGCACAAUUGAGAAGAGUAAGCAGGUUCUUGCUUUGCAAAAGGAGCUGCUUCAACAGAUUGCUGAAAGAAAGAAACUGAUUAAUUCAAUAAAUAGUGAAAUCGGUCUUGAAGCAGAAGGAAACGGUAUUUCAGAUGAGCACAGCAAUGAAUCCCUGUUAAGUACUGUUGAGAACCAAAAUGGUGGCACUGUUUCAAGCAAUUACGUCCGAUCUAAUGAGAAAGAAAUACCAGAUGUCUCGGUUUUAGGCAUUGAUCGUGGUUUUGAUAAAGCUGAAGAAGAUGAUAAAUCUCUUGCUGAAAAGGCUUCAGCUACGCAAUAUCUUGAUGAACUGUUGAAUAGUAAUAGAUAUGAGACAAUUGCCCCUGAUACCAUUGCCCCUGAUACUGUACCAAUCGAAAUCCCAAGUGGCACCGGACCCAUCAAUCAUGUUAUUGAAAUACUGGAAGGUAUGAGUGAAUCAAGUUUAAGUGAGGUUGCCAAUAAAACUGACAAUGUUGAGAGUGAAGGUGAAAAACCCCCACCAUUGGCUGGGGACAAUGUUAUGAAUGUUAUAUUGGCUGCAGUAGAAUGUGCUCCCUGGUCCAAAGCAGGUGGGCUUGGAGAUGUUGCUGGAUCGUUACCUAAGGCUUUGGCUAGGCGUGGACACAGGGUUAUGGUUGUAGCACCUCGAUAUAGUAAUUAUGCUGAAGCACAAGAGAUUGGAGUACGGAAACAGUACAAAGUGGAUGGCCAGGACAUGGAAGUAACAUAUUACCAUGCUUUUAUUGAUGGUGUUGACUUCGUUUUUCUUGACAGUCCAAACUUCCGCAAUUUACAGAAUAACGUAUAUGGUGGAAACCGAAUGGAUAUUCUAAAACGCAUGGUGUUGUUUUGCAAGGCAGCUGCUGAGGUUCCAUGGCAUGUUCCAUGUGGUGGUGUUUGCUAUGGAGAUGGAAAUCUGGCCUUCAUUGCAAAUGAUUGGCAUACUGCAUUGCUGCCUGUGUACCUCAAAGCAUAUUAUCGUGACAAUGGUUUGAUGAAGUUCACAAGAUCUGUUUUUGUGAUUCAUAACAUAGCACACCAGGUUCAUCCUCUAGCUAUUUAUAUGGGUCGUGGCCCACUUGAUGAAUUCCGUUACACGGAUUUACCGGAGCACUACAUAGACCUUUUCAAAUUUUAUGAUCCUGUUGGAGGUGAACACAUGAAUAUCUUUGCGGCUGGCAUAAAGGCAGCUGAUCGGAUUGUCACUGUCAGUCAUGGAUAUGCAUGGGAGAUCAAAACUUCUGAAGGUGGUUGGGGUUUGCAUGGGAUCAUGAAUGAGAAUGACUGGAAACUGAGGGGAAUUGUCAAUGGAAUUGAUACCAAAGAUUGGAACCCCAAGUUUGAUGUUCACCUGACAUCAAAUGGAUACACCAACUACUCCAUUGAGACCCUGCAAAGUGGCAAGCGUCAAUGCAAAGCUGCUUUACAAAGGGAGCUCGGUUUGCCAGUUCGUGAGGAUGUUCCGUUACUCGGGUUCAUCGGAAGGCUGGAUCAUCAAAAAGGCAUCGAUCUCAUAGCUGAAGCCAUUCCAUGGUUGAUGGGUCAGGAUGUGCAGCUUGCCAUGCUGGGAACAGGAAGGCCAGACUUAGAAGAUAUGGUUAAGGAACUUAUGGCCCAACACGGUGACAAAAUCAAAGGAUGGGUUGGCUUUUCUGUGAAGAUGGCUCACAGGAUAACAGCAGGUGCAGACAUAUUGCUCAUGCCAUCAAGAUUUGAGCCAUGUGGUUUGAAUCAACUCUAUGCCAUGAAUUAUGGAACAAUCCCUGUUGUACACGCUGUGGGUGGACUGAGGGAUACUGUGACACCUUUUAAUCCAUUUGAAGAGUCUGGCCUUGGAUGGACAUUUGAUAGUGCUGAAACUAAUAAGCUAAUAAACUCAUUAGGGAACUGUUUGAUGACCUUUAGGCAGUUUAAGCAUAGCUGGGAAGGGCUACAACGGCGUGGGAUGAUGCAGGAUCUCAGUUGGGACAAGGCUGCUGAGCAGUAUGAGGAGGUUCUUGUUGCUGCCAAGUACCAAUGGUGAAAUCUUUGCUUCUACUCUACCUAAGCAGAUUCAUCAAUGUGAGUGCAUUCAUGCUGCUGAGUUAUAUCAUGGUCUGUGCAAGGGAAAGGGACCCUGUUAUUGUGGCCAAGUUGUUACAACUUUCUUGAUGCAGGUCCUGCAGGAACAUUUUUGCCCCUUAACUAAGGUUAUGUAAUAAUCACUUGUUAUAUAUGUCAUUUCUGGCACAUCUAGUAUUGUCCUUUUUGAAUAAAGAAAGAAAGAAAAAACAAAACAAAGAAUAGAGUAUUAGCCCUUUAGAUAGAUGAAUUCUAUACCUUUCAAUGUUGCAAUGGUGUGUCUACAACUAUGUUACGUAGCAGUAGCAGAAUAAUGAAACAUGUAGUGUGUAGAUGCUUAAAUGUCUUCUUUAUAAUCAUUUUAGAAUUAAAAGUGUCUUUAACA